UGUGCAGGUAAGGAGAAACGCUAAGCCUUGAUAACCAUAUACAACUUUGCUCACUAAAGCAUUGAAAUUCAAUCUUCUACCAGAACAUUUUUGUUUUGUCUAAAUGUGAAAUUGAAAUCGCUGUGAUCAGACCUGAUUAAGACUUGGCUUUUUCACAAAACUGUCACAAGAGCUGCAUGUAAUGCCAUGUGCGCAAAGAAAAUUAUCCACUAUUGUUAUUCAUCAUUCGGGUCAGGAUAGAGAUAUUCUGGCAUCCGCAUAGUGAGACUAUAUAGAAGACUAUACAAGACGGAAACAUAGAUUGAAGUUGGAUGAACUAUCUAUGCGCACUGAGGAACAGCACAAAUACGCGUUGGCAGGUCUGAGUUUUGAGCAGCUGACGGCAAUAUUCCUCAGGAGAGCCGCAAUGGAGAAGUCCAAGAACUUCCGAAUCGAUGCUCUGCUUGCCGAUGAAACUCGCCGAGGGAACCGUGACCACUCCCCGGGUCUCAGUGAUAGCACCACGGGCAGCCCCGUGUCCUGCCGGCGCGCGGACACCCCAUCCCCUCGCGGGACGCCAGGGGCUAUGCAACUUCAAACCGGAAUAAUACCUAAACCGGGACUGUUGAAUCUCCCGCAUCCAGGACUCGCCUCGUUACCUCAUGGGGCAAUUCCGGGCAUGUAUCCUGCCCCUAUGUACCCAAUAUCGGCUUUAGGUGGCCAGCACCCGGCCUUUGCAUAUUCCGGGUUCACCCAGCUAACUCAGCCGUAUCCAGAUCACCUGAAAGCGGCCGCCAUGGCGGGGUCUCUCCCCUUGGAACAUUGGAUUCGCGCCGGGAUAAUGAUGCCACGCCUUCCUGACUACAGUUCGAUGCCCCAGUCUGGCCUGUUAGGGAAGUGUCGUAGACCCCGUACGGCCUUCACAAGCCAGCAACUGCUGGAACUAGAGAACCAGUUCAAACUCAACAAGUACCUGUCCAGACCCAAGCGCUUUGAGGUGGCCACCUCCCUGAUGUUGACCGAGACACAGGUAAAGAUCUGGUUCCAGAACCGGAGGAUGAAAUGGAAGCGGAGCCGCAAGGCCAAGGAGCAGGCGUCUUCCUCGGGGCAGUCGGACACCGAACGUCUGCGCACGGGAAAAACAUCCGCCGACAAGUCGUUGCUCGGCAACCGGGCUGUCAAUCAAGACGAGGGAGGGGAGGAGCUGGACCUAGAGGAAGGGGAGGAGGAGGAAGAGGAGGAAGAGGAGGAGGAGGAGGUGCGCGGCGCCCAACGUGGCUUCCCUGUUGCCGUGGGUAACGGGGUGGGAUUGCCGCAUUCAGCCACGGACUUCCUGCAACGCACGGCGGUGGCCGAGCUCGGUUACAACCCCCACAGCCCCUUCACCGACGACGAGCUGGAAGGUGUGGGCGGGGACAGGAAGAUAGGGGCGGGGUUAUGAACAAACAACCACGCCCACAGGAAGUGCAGGUUGACCCCUAUCAGGUGUUUUUCGGUGUGUGCUUAAAGACAUUGGGCCAGUAAGGAGUAGACAAAGUGUUAAAGUGUGUGUUUUGUGUACCAUGAUGCAGUGUCAUGUUUCUGUGUCCUUGAGGUUUGUUUAUAAAGUUGGACGAUGUUGGAGUGAAAUGUGCUCACCUCACUUAAAUCGGAGCCGGAUCAUUGAGGACACACUCACACAUAACCGAACAUAC
Molecule: messenger RNA, 1673 nt
Organism: Osmerus eperlanus (European smelt)
Lineage: Eukaryota; Metazoa; Chordata; Actinopteri; Osmeriformes; Osmeridae
Gene: mnx2b
Product: motor neuron and pancreas homeobox 2b
Exons: 3
Coding region: 323-1420 (365 amino acids)
Biological process (GO): neuron projection morphogenesis; central nervous system development; regulation of DNA-templated transcription
Cellular component (GO): nucleus
Molecular function (GO): sequence-specific double-stranded DNA binding; DNA-binding transcription factor activity, RNA polymerase II-specific
Source: RefSeq, a predicted model, not a curated record